Molecule: messenger RNA, 909 nt
Organism: Corylus avellana
Lineage: Eukaryota; Viridiplantae; Streptophyta; Magnoliopsida; Fagales; Betulaceae
Product: protein C2-DOMAIN ABA-RELATED 4
Source: RefSeq, a predicted model, not a curated record
CUUUUGAUAGUACCGAACUUUGUCACCUACCUCACGAGUCUCAUCAAGAAAAAGGCAGUAGCCUACAAAUCUUUCCCGACCACAAUCUUGGUACUUGUCUGAAAUGGAGAACCUCAUCGGUUUGCUUAGAAUUCAUGUCCAGAAAGGGGUGAAUCUUGCAAUCAGGGAUGUGAGAAGCAGUGACCCUUAUGUUAUUAUCAAGAUGGGCAGGCAGAAGCUGAAGACUCGUGUAGUGAAGAAGAACAUCAACCCAGAGUGGAAUGAAGAUCUGACUCUUUCUAUUGCAGAUCCAAGUGUUCCAAUCAAGCUUUUUGUGUACGACAAAGAUACAUUUAGUCUGGAUGAUAAAAUGGGGGAUGCUGAGUUUGAGAUCGGUCCAUUUGUUGAAGCCUUAAAGUGCCGGUUGGAAGGCCUUCCAAAUGGAACCAUAAUAACGAGAGUACAACCAGACAGGCAAAAUUGUCUUGCUGAAGAGAGUCGCAUUAUCUGGUCGGACGGCAGAGUUGUUCAAAAUAUUGUUCUCAGGCUACGAAAUGUGGAGAGUGGUGAGGUGGAACUCCAGUUGCAGUGGAUUGACAUUCCUGGCUCCCGGGGUUUGUAGAUCAAUCACGUCUGCUCUCUGUUAAUUAAGUUAUUGUGUGAGAAACAUUGUAAUAUAGAUGAUGUAAAUGACUGAACGGGAUUGCAGACGAGCCUCUCUAUAACUCCCAUUGAUCCUCUUGUCUGCAACCUCGUCUGGACGAGCCUUUCUAGUCUCGUCUGCAAUCCUGUUUGGACUAGAUUGUAGACGAGCCUCUCUUUUAUGAGUUAUCUAAUUCUACAAAAACUCAUACUUAUGGUAUUAUUAUUAAAUACAAAAAGAUCAAUUCUACCAAAUCUCUUGUGAUAAUUCUCAUUUGUAAUUAGUAU